Setaria italica (foxtail millet) is the source of this 1966-nucleotide messenger RNA. Its product is annotated as DEMETER-like protein 2. Bases 206 to 1966 code for a protein of 586 amino acids. Gene Ontology annotation, biological process: base-excision repair. Gene Ontology annotation, molecular function: DNA N-glycosylase activity; DNA demethylase activity. The record is from RefSeq and is a predicted model, not a curated record. Lineage: Eukaryota; Viridiplantae; Streptophyta; Magnoliopsida; Poales; Poaceae. The transcript is spliced from 6 exons.
GAUUAACGCAAUCUGGAGGACACGACAGUCCGGUUAACCGAACCGGAGAGAAAUCGUAGACGGUUUUCGCCGAUACAGAUUGUGUUAAUCCAAACAAAACAAAUUAACUCUCGGACUGCUUCCGCCGGACCAGAGCAAAGCUAACAGAUCUGCGCUCCGCCGACGACCGCCGACGACGGUGGUGCGUGCACCCGCAACAGCCAGCAUGGCGGAGCUCACGCCGCCUUCUGCCAACGACGGUGGUGGCACCGGAAGCACGCCGCCGGAGCUCACGCCAUCCCCUACAUGGAGGAAAAAGCCUUCUCAGAAGGGCAAACCCAGGCUGCGGCUCGUCCAGCAUGCAAGGACGACGACUCCAAAGCCGCCGGUGGCUCCUCCCCAGAAGAAGAGGAAAGCCGCCGGCGAUGGCGUCGCUGGCGAGAGCCCAAAACCAGUCCGGCGUAAGCUUGACCUCGACGGUGAGCGCCGGCCGCCGACCAAGAUCAGUGCUCCGGCCGUCGUCAGCGGAAGCUUCAGCAGGGCCACGCUCAUGGAAAACCUGAGGUCCCUCGCCAAGCUUCACUUGGGCGACAAAAAGCCGCCCCGCAUGCUGCCGGCGUCGUCGCCGAAGGUCACCAAGCCAGCGGCGUUGCCGCCCAAGAUCGAUCCGCGGCGCUCCUUUAGCCGAGCCCAGCUGAUGGAGAACCUGAGGUCCCUCGCCAAGCGCCACAACCUUCCGGCGGCCGCCGCAGACGACGACGCCAAGGGCAAGAGCGGCAGUCUGAAGAAGGAGAAGAAACCGACGCUGGUGGACGAGCUCGUGCUGGUGCCAUACAACAGGAAGCGGGCAGCCUCCGCCGCCGCCGCCGAGGAUCCCUUCCGGGCGCUGGUCAUCCACGACGAGCUAGCCGGGGCGCUCGCGCUGCGGUGGAAGCCCGCGGUGCUCGUCCUCACGAAGACCCGAGUCCGGCUCGUGAAGAACAUCACCCCGGCGAUCGAGGCGGCGUACGGCCAGCUGAUGCAACUGGAGGAGACGUGCCGGGGCACGGAGCUGCCCGACAUCCAUGAGAGCCCUGAGUUGGAACAGAAGCGCAAGGCUCUGGAAGGCCGGGUGCAACACUUCAUGAAGAUUGCGCGGCUUAUCAUGGGGGAUAGGAAGUUCGACUACGAGCAUCCGUGGGGAGGAACCGUACUUACUUCCGUAGUGGGCACAUUCCUAACACAAAAUGUCACAGACCACUUGUCAAGCAACGCUUUCAUGAACCUCGCGGCGGAGUUCUCCUUAUCAAAGAAUAGAAGCAAUGUCGAGCCAAGAACAAAUGUACCUCUGAUGCUAACAGAUGGCUCUGGUUUAGGGGAGUCUGAACCUGGUGACCAUGGCUCUGCCGAUGAACGGGGUAAAUGCCGUGAUAAGGGAAUAGAGGAGUUCAUUGCAUCGAUUAGAACAGGAGAAAUAUCAAGUUGGGACAGGGGGCGUAUAAGGAAGUUGUUGUUCGACAGGUUCGAAUCUUCGACGGCUGCAAAAAUUUUCCAUGAUAUUGCUUCUAUCGGAGAUACAUCUCAUUGGAAUUCUCUGCUUAAAGAAGCCUACAACAAUGGGUAUCGGAAGGAGGAAAGUGCGAAUGAAACGAUUGAUUGGGAUGCUCUACUGCACGCACCAUUUGCUAAAAUUGCAGAGUGCAUCAGGGACCGUGGAAAUCAAUCCCAAAUGGCAUUGAGAAUACUGGCUUUUCUAGUUCGUAUCAAGAGAGACCAUGGAAGUAUUGAUCUGGAGUGGCUUAGACACGUCCCCCGUGCAAAGGCAAAGAGAUACCUACUCAGUAUAAAUGGGCUUGGAGCAAAAAGUGUUGACUGUAUCCGUCUCUUGUCCCUGAGACACAGAGCAUUCCCGGUUGAUACAAAUGUAGCUCGCAUAGUGACAAGGCUAGGAUGGGUCGAACUUCAACCUUUACCAAAUUCUCAAGAGUUCCAUCUGGUGAACACGUAA